AUGAUGGGCAACACUUUUACUUCGUGUACAAAUCGUAGAAGAACUGUGGAAAAUAGGACAAGUGAUGCUUAUGGUCUAUCGACUGAAUUUGAAAAACGCAAAACAGUUGCAAGUAAUUAUCCAGAUCGUUCAAAAAUUAUUCCUUUUCCAGAUUAUAAAUUAACUGGACAUUCUAGUCGAUGUGAGCGUGGCGACUGGACUGACGAUACAGAUCAAUGGAUAUUAAUUUUAGAGACAUUAAUCGAAGGAAAUGGUGAUGAAAGAAUAUUUGCUAAGAAAUUAGAGAGAUGGAUUGAAUACGGUUUUCCAGAAUUGAAUGAUUCUGCAGGAAUGGGAUUAGGCGCUAAUAUACAACAAGUUGUUUUCAGUCAUGGAUAUCUUCGUAAUCCAAUUGAGACUAGUAGAAUGAUAUGGGAACAUGGAAAUCGACAAGCAGCACUGAAUGAAGCUGUUAUGCGCUAUUCAGCCGCAGCAUUUGUUCAUUUCGAUGGUUUAGAAAAAGUAACUAAAGCAUAA
Messenger RNA from Adineta steineri, 516 nucleotides. NCBI's taxonomy places the organism in Eukaryota, Metazoa, Rotifera, Eurotatoria, Adinetida, Adinetidae. The record is from the annotation of a GenBank genome assembly.